CCAUCUAUUAGCCGCUGACGUAUGCGCGCAUGUGUGUGAGUGUGUAUGCAAAGUAUACGGCGAACAGAUAUUUUCAUUGUCCGUCGGAUUUCUUUUUAAUAAUUCUUCAAAAAGUUAAAUUCCUGAAAUUUUAAAUCUUUCAAAUAAGAUAGAAAUUCGUGCGAAAGAGUGGUUGUUAGCGCAAUAUUGUAGUUCAAUAAGGUAAUGAUGAAAAUUUCAAGUGUUUUUUUUGUAAAUCGGUGAUGAAGCAACAGUGACUCGCUGUUAAGCCAAGAAGAAAAGAAACGAAGUGUAAAAGAAUAAGAGGUGAAAUACCAAAAUGAAGCUAAAGUAAAAAGUUAAAUUGAAUUUUGUAGUGCAAACUUCAUACGCAAAUUCGGCGCAAGCAAGCGUGAAUAAAAGUGAAUGUGUGUGAUAUGAAAAUGAAUAACUUAUUCAUGCAAGUUUAGCAAAGUUAAUAAAUUAACUGUGGUCAAUUGGUGUUAUAACCAAAUGCAUAGUUCAAUUUAACCGUGAAACGCUCUCGUUGGUGAUGUCUUUAGUAUUGUCUUCCGUUUGCUUAACUCGGUUCGGCAGUGCUUUGUAAUAAUACGCUGGAACUGCUGAGUUUGCAGCAUAAGUCACUUGCCAAAUAGUGAGAUUUUGGUUUUAUUCUAAAGCCUGUUUUACGGAAACUACAAACAUCGAAAAGAAACUACUUGGCUACUUCCACUGCGUUGGCCUUAUCGGUGAACCACCUUAGAAAGAGGCAUUAUAAUAAAAAGAAAGCACAACAUACGCAUAAUAACAACUGAUGUAAAUCAGUGCCAGAUACCGUCAUUGUUUAAAACAGUGGCGUGAAUGUUAAGCAAAAAAGUAUUUUAUUUAUCAAAAACCAGCAAAUAGCGAAUGAGAUAUUUGAUAAAAAAAGUAAUAAAUAAAAUUUUAAUUUAAUUGUAACUAACCAUGCCACCACCACCAUAUAACCACGAUUAGUAGCACAGGAAGAUAGAGUAAAUUAAAUGUGCGCCAGUAUACACCACAGCCCUAUAGUGGAUAGAAACAAAAACAAUGAUCCACAAAUGAAUACAAUCACCCAAAAGCGAUAUAAAAAAAAAAUGUUUGCAUUAGUGAAAAGUCACGACCGUUCAACAAAUUAGGAAUAAGAAAGACGCCAUAAAAUAACAAAGAGAAAAUAAUUUUUUUUGGUGAAGUUUUGACGUGAAAAACGGUUUAAAGAAACACAACAAAUUGUCGGAAGUGUCAAAAAUCGCGUAACUCAAAGACAAAUGCCUGCAAAUGCUAAAGUCCGUGGUGAAUAAGUAGAGACACAUUUUAUUGUCAUUUGAUGAAGACAGCAAAAAAUUGUCACCAGCUACAUACAUACAUAAAUAAUAGACAAAUGGCGGACAAUGACCUACAUACUAGGAGCUUAAGUCUUGCAUCUUAGAAUUUUUCGUUAUAACGGCUAUACACCAACGUCAUCUUCAGCGUGCUACAGAAACAGAACUUGUGGCGGAAGUGCGUUUCGUCUGCACAAUUCGUUUUAAUGUCGCAGCUGCCCCCAACACAAGCCACAGCAGCCGAAGCAUUGUCUAAAAUAAUAUUUAUAACGAUAAUGCUAAACGCCGCCAGCGAGCGGCAAUCCAAUGCAAAAGCGUGCAACUGAUGCUACUAUGCGGUGGAGCGCAGUGUGUGCGACAAACACGAUAAACAAAAGCAAUAUUAAUAACAAAGAUAGCAACACUACAAAGACAAUAAUUAAAUUAUUUCCUUUUAUACGUGUGUAUUCGAAAGCAAAUCAUCGCGAAUCAAAUACAACAGAAAAACAUUCAAAUCAAACGAGACACUAUGGAUGAGGAACGGAAGAGACGCGCCCAAGCACUGGAGCGUGAGAUGCGUGAUCCACACAGUAUUUGCAACAUCGACUGCCUACUGGAUACAGUCAAUGCGUUGGUUAACGAUUGUGAUCAUGAAUCAUUGAAGCGUCUAAAGAAUAUCGAGCAAUAUGCCACCAAAUAUAAGCCGAUGUCAAAGCAGAUUUGCCAGCUGCGUAUGAAUGUCGAAGAUUUUGAUUUUAUCAAACUGAUUGGCGCCGGCGCCUUUGGCGAGGUGCAACUGGUGCGACACAAAUCCUCGCGGCAAGUGUACGCCAUGAAGCGGCUAUCCAAAUUCGAAAUGAUGAAGCGUCCCGAUUCCGCCUUCUUCUGGGAGGAGCGUCACAUUAUGGCACACGCCAACUCAGACUGGAUCGUGCAGCUACAUUUCGCCUUUCAGGAUGCCAAAUAUUUGUACAUGGUCAUGGAUUAUAUGCCGGGCGGCGAUAUUGUCUCGCUGAUGUCCAUGUAUGAGAUACCGGAGAAGUGGGCCAUCUUCUAUACAAUGGAGGUUGUGCUCGCGCUGGACACCAUACAUAAUAUGGGGUUUGUGCAUCGUGACGUAAAGCCGGAUAAUAUGCUGCUCGAUCAUCAUGGCCACUUGAAGUUGGCCGAUUUUGGCACAUGUAUGCGUAUGGGCCCCAAUGGCUUGGUGGUGUCGAGCAAUGCAGUCGGCACGCCGGAUUAUAUUAGUCCUGAGGUGUUGCAAUCGCAGGGUGUGGAUAAUGAGUAUGGGCGCGAAUGCGAUUGGUGGUCGGUGGGUAUAUUCCUGUACGAAAUGCUUGUGGGCGAUACACCAUUCUACGCGGAUUCGCUUGUGGGCACGUACGGUAAAAUUAUGGAUCACAAGAAUUCGUUGAGCUUUCCCGCCGAGGUAGAGAUUAGUGAGAGCGCCAAAUCAUUGAUGCGUGCUUUUCUCACCGAUCGCACACAACGUUUGGGUCGUCAUGGCAUCGAUGAAAUCAAGGCGCAUCCGUUCUUUGAAAACGAUACUUGGACGUUUGACAACAUACGCGAUAGCGUGCCGCCGGUAGUGCCCGAGCUGUCCUCAGAUGAUGAUACGCGCAACUUCGAGGAUAUCGACCGCGAUGAGUCGCCGGAGGAGGUGUUUCCCACACCGAAAUCGUUCGAUGGCAAUCACCUGCCUUUCAUUGGUUUCACGUAUACAGGCGAUUAUCAGCUACUCUCCAACGACACUGUCGACGCCGAGGCAAAAGAGUCGGCAAAUGCGAUCGCCAACCACAGUCAUCGACAUCGUCCUUCCAAUUCAAAUGAAAUCAAACGACUCGAGGCACUGCUCGAACGCGAGCGCAAUCAUUCCGAAACGCUAGAGAAGCAAGACAAAGCGCUGCGUCAACAAAUCGAACUGAUUAGUAAGCGCGAAGCUGAAUUGCAGCGCAUCGCCUCGGAGUAUGAAAAAGACCUGGCAUUGCGCCAACAUAACUACAAAGUGGCCUUGCAGAAAGUCGAGCACGAGAUGGAGCAACGUAAAAAGACUGAGGCAAUGCUCGCCGAGGCGCAGCGCAAUCUCGACAACGAGCAGAAGAUACGCACACGCGAAAUGAACAAUAAUCUGCAUCACAAUGAGAAGAUCGUCACGCUGGAGAAGCAGCUGAAGGAAAUGGAGGAAAAUUUCAAAAACGAGAAUGAGCAUGUGCAAAAGCUCAAGAAGCAGGUGGCCGAAUUGGGUCUAACGCAGCAAGAAUUGGAAGGUAAAUUGGCGCAAUUGCAGGCAUUGAUUGCCACCUUACAAUCUCAAAAGGACGCGCUGCAGCAAGAAGUAGCCGAAACGCAAGCGCAACUGGCGCAAGAGAAAAAUGGACGCUCACAGCUGAAAGAACUGGUCAAGGAGUCUGAGAAUAAACUGCAAACCAUGUCGAAUGACUUGGAACGCGUGUCGCAGCGCGAGCAGCAAGCGCAUGAGGACAAUCGUGUGUUAACCGAGAAGAUCUCUGAUUUGGAGAAGGCGAAUGCUAGUCUGGACUUUGAGCUCAAAGCGUUGCAGGGUCGUUAUCAGCAGGAAGUGAAAGCGCAUCAAGAGACCGAGAAGUCGCGUAUGCUUAGCCGCGAAGAGGCGAAUCUACAGGAGGUAAAAGCGCUACAGACCAAGCUGAACGAAGAGAAAUCAGCGCGCAUUAAGGCAGACCAAAACUCACAAGAGAAGGAGCGCCAGUUAAGCAUGCUGUCGGUGGACUAUCGUCAAAUACAGCAACGCUUGCAAAAGUUAGAGGGCGAAUGCCGUCAAGAAACGGAGAAAGUAAUGGCGCUGCAGUCGCAGAUCGAACAGGAGCAUAGCAAAAAGAACACACUGCUAUCUGAGCUGAGUUUGCAGAGCUCCGAAGUGGCGCAUCUGAAAUCGCGCGAAAACCAACUGCAGAAGGAGGUCAGCUCCUUGCGGGAGGCGAAACGUAAAUUCGAAGAAGAAAUUUCGCAAAUCAAAAACACGUUGAACAAAGAAAUUCUGCUAAAGCGCGAAUAUCAGGAUCAACUGGAAGCCGAACAGUAUUUCUCACGCCUCUACAAAACACAAGCGAACGAACAUCGCGAAGAGAUAUCGGAGCGCUGUCGUGAAAUACAGGAUCUGAAAGAGGAGCGCACGUCACUUAAGCACCAAGUACAAGUGGCUGUGGCGCGUGCGGACUCUGAAGCGUUGGCACGCUCCAUAGCUGAGGAGACCGUUGCCGAUCUGGAGAAGGAAAAGACAAUCAAGGAGUUCGAGUUGAAGGACUUCAUGACCAAAUAUCGCAAUGAAUUGGCAGCAAAGGAAGCGGCUCUUACAAUGGCCAAGGAAACGGAAACCGAGUAUGUCAAGAAAUUAAACCAGAAGAAUGCGGAAACCGACGAACUCUUGCAACAGCAAAAGAAACUGCAAGAUGAAAUGUCGCAACUGCGCGCCACCAAGGACGAAGAACUCGCCAAGUUGAAGGAGAAACUGCAAACCGAAAUGCUGCUGAAGCAGGUGGCUGUAAACAAACUGACAGAGGUGAUGAAUCGGCGCGACACGGACUUGCAAAAACAAAAAGGCAAAGCGCGCUCAUCCGCCGAGUUGCGUAAGAAGGAAAAGGAAAUGCGUCGGUUGCAGCAAGAGCUCUCUCAAGAGCGCGAGAAGUACAACCAGCUGUCGCUCAAACUCCAAGACGUGCAGAGCCAAAUCAUCGAAGAUAGUCAUAUCAAGCAAAAGCUACAAAUGGAAAUCGACUGCAAAGCCACGGAAAUCGAGCAGCUGCAAUCGAAGCUCAAUGAAACCGCCUCACUGUCAUCAGCCGACAAUGAUCCCGAAGACACCCAGGUGCUUGACUCGGUAUUCGAGGGCUGGUUAAGUGUGCCAAAUAAACAGAAUAUACGCCGUCACGGCUGGAAGCGGCAAUAUGUGAUUGUGUCAUCGCGCAAAAUUAUCUUUUACAAUACCGAAAUCGACAAACAGAAUACAAUCGAUCCUGUGCUUAUAUUAGACUUAAGCAAAGUAUUCCAUGUGCGUUCUGUAACGCAAGGUGAUGUGAUACGCGCCGAUGCCAAAGAGAUACCACGCAUUUUUCAGUUACUCUAUGCCGGCGAGGGCGAAGCGCGGCGUCCAGAUGAACAAAAUCAAAUGGAUAUUAGUCAGCUGUUGACGGAUGAACGGCCCAGCACCAUUAUGUAUAAAGGUCACGAAUUCGUGCACAUAACGUAUCAUAUGCCUACAGCCUGCGAGGUCUGUACAAAACCACUGUGGCACAUGUUCAAGCCGCCAGCGGCGUAUGAAUGUAAACGUUGCCGCAAUAAAAUCCACAAGGAGCAUGUAGACAAUAACGAUCUGCUGGUGCCGUGCAAGCUGCAUCACGAUCCCCAUACUGCCAAAGAAAUGCUGCUGCUGGCCGGCACGCCUGACGAGCAGCAUCUGUGGGUGACACGCCUCUCCAAGCGCAUACAGAAGUUCGGCUACAAAGCCAACUCGUCAUCGAACAAUAACAGCGGCGGCGGCGAUGGCAGCAAAAUAUCGCCAAGCCAAUCGACGCGCUCCGCUUACAAGCCAUACGCAGUUAAUGUACAAAGAUCAGCCACGCUGCCAGCCAAUUCUUCAUUGAAGCAGUGAUCCGCUAAAGCAAUCAAAUAUUUUAUAGAAGACAAAUAUGUAGACAUAUAUCUAGUAUAUAGAAGUAGUCGAGAGUUUUAAGUUGUGUGAAAUGCGUGUGCGUAGACUGCGUGUAGUCGAAAAAAAAACAACAACUCGAAGCACAUUUGCUGCAUAUCUAAGCUUAUAUAUGAAUUUAUAUACUUGUAUAUUAGUUUUCACUAGUUUAAAUACACACACACGCGCAGUUCAAAGCGCGCAUGUGCCGAUACAUACAUACUUUCACUUAGCAUAUGCUCCUAUGUAUUUAUAUUCUAUAGAAAUGCAUACUGUACAUACAUACAUACAUACAUAUAACUGUAGAGUGAAGAACUGAAGAAGAAGCAGCAGAAACUAAUUUACUUUGCUGGUAAAUGUAAUAACUUUCCAUAUCAUAAUUAUUAUGUUUGUUAAUGCUAAUGUUGAGUUGAAACAGUAUAAUGUUUAUAUAACCGUCAUAUCAUCUUAACCGCCAAUUUACAUACAUACGCAUUACUUCCUGUAUGCUAACGCCGUAUGAAAGUAAAACAACAAAAAGUAAUUAAAAUACAUACAUACAUGCAUAUACAUACAUAUUAACUUAGUGCGUCGUUAUGUAAGUUAAACUUUUAUACAUUUAUUAUUAUUAUUAUUUAAUAUUACAUAAGUAGUGAAAUAAGUAAUUUGCUUUUGUAGCGUUAUAAAAUAGUAAAAAAAAUAUUUACAGUUGACUUUUUAAAGCGUGUGAAAAACAAUGAAAAGUUAAAUCAAAGAAAAAUAAAUAAAAAUUGUGAAAAUUGAAAAAUAAAAAUAAAAAAUGAAAAAAUCAGACAUUCUAAUAAAUAAGUAACACCAACAGAUUGUUGCCAAACUUUUUGAAACUGAAAUGUAACGGUGUUUCAGUUAGUAUUAGUAUUAUUACUAGUGCUAGUUUUAAGCUGUGCACACAUUCGAUUCAACAAAGUGAUAAACUAAUUUGCGCGCCAAAUAUCUAAAAACUAUUUGAGAAUUAUAUAUUUUUACAACUGUUGUUUUAUAAAAUUUCUAAAUUUUUUAAUCAAACAAGGAAACAUUUAAAAUUGUUUUCUCUUAUCUUUCAAAAACUAGAAAGUGUAACUUAAGCACUUAUCGAUUAGAAUUGAUAUGUUAUGAGCAGCUUUUUUUUAAAUCAUCACUUGAAAAUGAGUUUAAAAAUUAUACAAAAUGAGUUUAAAAAUUAUGCAAAUUAAUUAAAAUAAAUUUUAAAACUUUAGCGAGUGUGAAUAAGCAGGCUUUAAGAAUUCGUUCAAAAAGUAUUUUUGAAAAAACAAAAUAUGUAUAUAAAAUAAAUUCUAAAAGUAUUCGAAUUUUCAAGAAUUCAAGAGCUAACAUUCACAUAACAACUUUUUUUUCGAAGUCUGCUAACUGUAAACUACAGCUAGAUUGGCAUAUUUUUUAUAUAACUGGCG
This is a messenger RNA of Bactrocera oleae (olive fruit fly), 7373 nucleotides long. Lineage: Eukaryota; Metazoa; Arthropoda; Insecta; Diptera; Tephritidae. The record is from RefSeq and is a predicted model, not a curated record.